UUUGACUGUCAUCAGUAGAAGUGUUUGGAGUCAGGGCGACAAAUCAGUAUAAGAGGCUGUUUUCAACCUCACCGACCAGCUGUAAAAUCAGGUGGUUCCUGCUCAUGUUGAACAGAUGGUGCUGAUUAAAGAAGAAGCUCCUGAAGAAUGGAGGCCUGGUGUGGACCAGCUGGACCCAGAAGCCCUCAACAUAAAAGAAGAAGAAGAGGAGGAACCUUGGAGCAGACUGGAGGGAGAGCAGCUGAAUGUGAAGGAGGAGACUGAUGUCAGCGGGUUUUCAAUUAUUACAGUUACCUUGAAGAGUGAAGAUGAUGAAGAUGAUGAAGAGAAGCCUCUGUUGUCACAGCUUCAUCAGCACCAAGUGGAGGACAGAGAUCUUCCAAGCAGCAGCUCAGCUGAUGGAGAGGACUGUGGAGGAGCAGAAACUAGCAGGAACCCAGAUCUACAGACUCACAAAGACCAUUCCAGCUCUUCAGAGACUGAACUCAGUGAGGAUUAUGAAGAGGACCAGGAUGUGGACUACCAACACAACAACACAGUGAAAAUAACAGGAGAGACUUGCAGGAACAUCCAGACAGAACCAAAAACAUUUAAAUGUGUCGACUGCAAAAAAACAUUUGUCAGUAAAAAGUAUCUAAAGGCACACAUGGUGGUCCACGCUGGAGUCAAACUGUUUCCUUGUGAUGUUUGUGGACAAAGAUUUAACCGUAAGUCAAACCUAAAUAUACACAUGAGAAUCCACACAGGAGACAAACCGUUCUCAUGUGAUGUMUGUGGACAAAGAUUUAGACGUAGUGACUUUUUAAACAACCACAUGAGUGUCCACAAAGGAGAGGAACAGUUUCCAUGUGAUGUUUGUGGACAAGGGUUUGAUCACUAUGUCGCUUUAAAAAGACACACGGAGAGCCACAGAGUGGACAAACCGUGUCUGU
Messenger RNA from Austrofundulus limnaeus, 932 nucleotides. RefSeq names its product zinc finger and SCAN domain-containing protein 22. The record is from RefSeq and is a predicted model, not a curated record. Gene Ontology annotation, cellular component: nucleus. Lineage: Eukaryota; Metazoa; Chordata; Actinopteri; Cyprinodontiformes; Rivulidae. Gene Ontology annotation, molecular function: DNA-binding transcription factor activity, RNA polymerase II-specific. Gene Ontology annotation, biological process: regulation of transcription by RNA polymerase II.